Molecule: messenger RNA, 411 nt
Organism: Meloidogyne enterolobii
Lineage: Eukaryota; Metazoa; Nematoda; Chromadorea; Rhabditida; Meloidogynidae
Source: the annotation of a GenBank genome assembly
AUGGCUCGUACCAAACAAACGGCACGUAAAUCAACUGGAGGAAAAGCUCCACGUAAACAACUUGCUACCAAAGCUGCUCGCAAAUCUGCGCCUUCAACGGGAGGGGUUAAGAAACCUCAUCGUUACCGUCCAGGGACUGUUGCCCUCCGUGAAAUUCGUCGAUACCAGAAAAGCACAGAACUUUUAAUUCGUAAGCUGCCAUUCCAACGCCUUGUUCGAGAGAUUGCGCAGGACUUCAAGACUGAUCUUCGUUUUCAGAGUGCUGCUAUAGGAGCUCUUCAGGAAGCAUCUGAGGCUUAUUUGGUCGGACUUUUCGAGGACACCAACUUGUGUGCUAUCCACGCUAAGCGUGUCACUAUUAUGCCAAAAGAUAUUCAAUUGGCUCGUCGGAUCCGUGGCGAACGUGCUUGA